GCCAACCGCAGUAAAACCCUAAUUAAGAAGAAGAAGAAGAAGUCCUGAAGGCAUCAUGUGACCAGGAAGUUGUUGCACCUGGAGGAUAGGUGAGGCUCGUUCACAGACUGACUCCAACACUCAGACUGAUCCCGGUUCUGAUCCAGAUGACUGACAGACUGCCUGCAGAGACCAGCCCUGGUCCUAGUUCUGGUCCUGGUUCUGUUAGGGAUCAGACUCUGUCCACCAUCGACUCUGCCGCUCUGCAGGCGGCUGCUGCCCCUGCAGAGGAAGAGGAGGAUGAAAGUCUGAGGAUGAAGAGCAGCAGUUGUGUUUUACUGGAGAGACACCGCAGGAAACGCAUCACUCAGAGCUGCAGCACGCUGCGGCAGCUGCUACCCACAAUCCAUGGCGGCCGAGUCGACAUGGUGACCGUGCUGGAGACUACGGUGGCUUUCCUGGAGAUGGUCCAGGAAGUAGUCGCAGCCCAAGACCAACACAUACAGCUGUGUCCCCCUGCUGAGCUGCAUGCUGAUUGGCUGCGGCAGAGUCAGGAGAGCCGGGAGGCUGGAAACAAGAUGGCCGCCGAGCAGGAGAAGAAGAAGCUCAACAGCUUCGUGUCUCAUCGUAACUUUGUGGCAUCAGAGUCAUCCUGCUGGUCACCAUGGCAACAGUCCAGUCUGCAGGAUGUAGUUCCAGUACUGCAGUAUUAAAAGUACUUUAUGGUAUGUCUCACUUUAUAAAUCUGUUGUUAAAGGAAAGUUUUAUUCAGAGUUUGGGUCUUUUAUUUUGAAGGAACUGAUUUCCUGUAGAGAUCAGAGUUCAGAUCAAUAACCUCAUUAUUUCAUUGUAUUCAGUUUGUUUAAAGAGAAUAAACGUUUUGUAUUGAUCAU
Messenger RNA from Sander lucioperca (pikeperch), 872 nucleotides. RefSeq names its product spermatogenesis- and oogenesis-specific basic helix-loop-helix-containing protein 1-like. The transcript has 5 exons. NCBI's taxonomy places the organism in Eukaryota, Metazoa, Chordata, Actinopteri, Perciformes, Percidae. Bases 147 to 692 code for a protein of 181 amino acids. Gene Ontology annotation, molecular function: DNA-binding transcription factor activity, RNA polymerase II-specific; RNA polymerase II cis-regulatory region sequence-specific DNA binding; protein dimerization activity. Gene Ontology annotation, biological process: regulation of DNA-templated transcription; spermatogenesis. The record is from RefSeq and is a predicted model, not a curated record. Gene Ontology annotation, cellular component: nucleus.